AGCGUGGAGGAGGGAGGUAGAGGCAGUCUGACACAGUACUGGAGGUGGUGUGUGGGUGCUGACACAGAUUCAGAUUAAUAUGGGACAAGAAAUGUGAGUGCUGAUAAUGAAUUACACAGGAAAAGCCUCUCAAGACAAGUUGUUGCAGAUGAACCUGCAACACUUGUCAAAUUUUUCACUGAAUGUUGUGAGAGGCAUUGUGCUGGAAACAUGGAUGAAAGUGGCCAGAAAUUUAUAAUUCAUAAGUGAUGUACAUAAUAGACACACAAGGACACAUUCCAUAUGUUUACUGUAGAUAUUAAUCAAAUAUAAAUAUAACUGUAUAUACAUCCCAGAUAUAAAAAUGAAAAAGAGAACUCCAGUGCAAGUCCUGGAUUAAUAAACUGGUAUAUACAGUACUGUAUGUACCUGUCAAAAGCUGUGAUAAAUUAGCUCAAUAAAACAGAUGGAUAACUAAGAUAUGCAGUAUAUAUUGUAGAUUAUUACUAAAUAAAGAAAAGUUUUCAGUGUACUAUUGAAUGUCUGUAAGAAUAUCACUGGAAUGAAAAUGCCACAGAAAUUGCAGUGAGAAACUGAAGUCCAGUUAAUACUGAGUAUGUAUGCUAUUCUGAAAGGUAAAAUUAAAGAGAUGAGUAUGUUUAGAAAUAGUGAUGAUUUUUGCUCUGGACUGCAAUGAUUCUCGGACUUUAUACUGAAUAAUUUAAUGGCAUUCCAUGGAGAUGCAUACAUUCCAAAACAGAAACAGUCUUUCAAAGAUUUAAAAAAGUGGGCAUAAAGAAAAAGUCGCCACAAUGGAGCACAGUGAGCUCAUUGCCGAAAUGGCAUACAUUGAAAAGCUGUCAACUCAAGAGCGGCUGAAAUUGGCAAGACGUCGUCGUAUGCAACAAAUGAAGAAAUGGUCACAGAAGGAGAGGGAGAUAGCUGGCAGCAAGAGAGAAAAAACUGCACAAAAUGAAGCACAGAAGAGGAGAAGAGAGAAAAGGAAGAGUGUUAUGUUCAUUAGCAAUGUAAUGCUACUGGAAGCUGCCGCCAGGAAUGAUAUUGAGGAAGUGCAAGCACUCCUGGAGGCAGGUGUGAAUCCUGAUUCAACAAAUGAGGAUGGGUUGACAGCUCUGCAUCAGUGCUGUAUUGAUGACUCUGAAGAAAUGAUGAGACUCUUGGUUCACCACGGAGCUGAUGUAAAUGCUCAGGACUCUGAGAAAUGGACUCCUCUUCAUGCAGCUGCAACCUGUGGCCAUCUUCAUCUUGCCAAGUUCCUCAUUGCCAAGAGUGCCAAUCUUCUUGCUGUCAAUGCUGAUGGCAACAUGCCAUAUGAUAUAUGCGAAGAUGAUGCCACUCUUGAUUAUAUUGAGAGUGAGAUGGCUCGUCGUGGGGUCACUCAACGACUCAUUGAUGAGACCCGGUCUGCCACUGAGACAUACAUGCUCAAUGAUCUGAAGAGCAUGAAGAGUGAGGGACAAAGCCUCAUGUUUCGUGACCAUCAAGGAGCAACUCCACUUCACAUAGCAGCAGCCAAUGGGUAUGUCCGAGUGGUGGAGUACCUCUUGAGUCAGAAUGUACCAACUGAAGUGAGAGAUCACGAUGACUGGUCACCUCUUCAUGCAGCUGCCUGUUGGGGACAUCCUGAUGUUCUGGAGCUGUUGGUUCAGAAUGGUGCCAACCUUCAUGCUCGGACUAAGAACCAAGAGACUCCCUAUGAUAUAUGCGAGGAUGCAGAACUGAGAGAAAGAAUCAUGCAACUCAUCAGUGAACAGGAGACAAAGAGGCUUCAUGACCAAACAAGAAGGGUUCGUCGUGCACACUCCAAUACACGAACACAGUCAGUGCGGCGAACAUCUAUACGGGAGAAAACAUUAACACCAAAGAAAGAAGCACAGGAGGAAGCAAGAAUAAGACUUCAGUUAGAACAUAAAAAGCCUUUGCAGGAGGACUCCCCAUCACUGGGUGGACUACGAGCAGUUAAGGAAGGAGGAGAGGGCUCUCCACUGACUUCAUUCCCAGCAGUUAUUCCUGCAAACACUACCACUAAUAAUAAUCCCAAUUACAGGUCUCCCUCAACAUUCGUGGUUUCAACUUUCGUGGGCUUCACACAUUCGCGAAUUCCCAACCGCCAAAUUCCCAGCCGCCAAAUCAUAUUUAAGUUUACCGCCACGAGUCCUUACUACCCUCCCUCCGACCUCUGCAACUGGCAGCCAGCCCUCCCACCACUGUGUGCAUCAGUUGCAAAAACAGAAAAGGAAUUAAUAGUGAGAUCAGGUAGCGACAGCAGCAGCCUCAUUUGCAAUAAUAAUGGGUAUAAAAUGAAAACCAGCAGCACUAAAAAAGAUGUAACAGAGGGUCAUCAGGCUUCGCCUCCCAUUCCUCCACCUCGGAGUUCAUCUGCAAGACAAGAUGUAAUUACAACCAAUGCAAAUGGAACCGGUGGAAAUGGAGGAGGAAUGGUUACUCACAGUGGAGAAGGUGGCAGUAAAAUAGACAUUCAUGUCACUGUUACUGUCAAUCCAUUCUCACCUGGGACACUGGCCGAUUUAAAGAAACAGCGUGCUAUGUCCCGUGCAUCACAAAGUUCAUAUACUCUGGCCUCUGCUGGAAGCACGUAUUCCCUUACCGCUCCUGAAUAUGAUCCUCGAACUCAUGGACGAAAUCCAGAGUUUACAGCCUCAUCUGUACGUGUUGAUACAGUUUCAUAUAGACCGCCAGCAUCUCCAUCUCUUACACCACGCAAGUUUUGUGGUGACCCAACCGAGGUUAUUGGUGGAGUAGAUGCACAGUCUUGUUGUAGUAUGAUGUGAAUAAAUUGUAUAUUUUUUUAAAUGCAGUCUGCAGUAAGGACCUUAUAAAAUAAAUGAUUUAAAAUUAUAUAUUGUAUUAAUCAAAUAUUGGAGCAAAUUGUGUAUCUGAUUCAUUAAAUAUAAAGGGUGGGAAUUACAAGGAUAAAUUUACAUGUGAAAACUUUUUUCAUUCUUAAUCUAGGAGACUUCAUUUCCUCUCUUACCAUAACUCAAAAUGUAGAUUAUUAUUCAGAAAGCUGCUUUCCUUCCCCAAGUCACUAAUGAUCAGGCACACCAAUAUAUUGGAAUAUGAAAUGUACAGUAUGUAGUUAUGCUCAACUAUCUUGUCAUUUGUUUAUUGACUAGCAAAUAUUAUUGUUGUGUAAGACUCCUUUAACUUUUCUAAUCUAGUAUCUCAUGGCAAAGUUGUAUAGCAGUACAUAAGCACCAACAGAAAUUUCAUUGGCCUGGGUCUGGAUUGCUCAUAUAGUAUGUAGGACCUGUAAUGAUCUUAGGUAAUGAUUACAUGUAUUUGGUAAAUUAGUGGACCUGUAUUAUUACUAUUAUAUUCAUGAGGAAGCUCUGGACCCAUAGGGGAGGUCAUGCAGCUUGUGGAUGUAUGUUAAUCCAGAUAUGGAGUACUCAUCAUUAAGUAUGCUAACCCCUCCUCCUCUAAAUUUAUAACCACAAAUUAUAAUCAUGGGAGCGCUAAAUCCAUAGGAUUAUACAGUGCCUGUGGGGAGGAUGGAAGGUAUUCAGACUCAAUUCAGGGAACUGGAAUACAGAUCGAAUUCCCUAGAUCAAGAGCCCCUCACCAGCAUCAAGGACCCUCCCUUGAGGGGCAUAACCACAAUAUAGGUCAUCCCUUGUACUCUAGGACAUCCUUGAACUGUCUAGAAAGUGAUUUACACACAUUCUUCAGGGUUUCAUAGGAUCAUUUUUCCCAUGACUCGCAAAUGGCACCACCCAGUCAUGAGCUAUAACUCAGCUCAAAGGUUCUUGGAAAUAAAUGGUAUAAAAUACUGACAAUGGAAAAAUAAACACAUAAGCAUUAUAAUGUGAUCCUUUAUUGACAACGUUUUGCCCACACAGUGGGCUUUAUCAAGUCGCAAACAGAUCUACCUGGGUGAAAGGUACGUGAGUAUAGGCUGGAGAAUGCUGGGUAGGUUGGAUCUGAUAUGGACCUGCACGGGACUGGUGGGUGCAUAUGUAGUUAUCCCACAUAACUACAUAUGCACCUGCCAGUCCCAUGUAGGUCCAUAUCAGAUCCAACCUACCCAGCAUUCUCCACCUGACACUCAGGUAGAUCUGUUUGUGACUUGAUAAAGCCCAAUGUGUGGGCGAAACAUUGUCAAUAAAGGAUCACAUUAUACUGCUUAUGUGUUUAUUUUUCAAAGGUUCUUGAUGGGGUUCAAGUCUGGGAAAUUUUUUGGCCAGUUAUCAAAGAAGAGUACCAGACAAUUAUGAAGCCACUGAACAACAGUUUUUGUGGUCUGGGAAGGAGCACAGUCUUGCAUAAAAAUCAUUGCAUCAUACUGCAUGAAAGAUUUGGGCAACUGAUCACAAAGUUAACAUUAGUGGGUACUUUUUUUUUUUUUUUUUUUUAGGCUUCCCUAGAAAUGCUUUUGGCAUGGGCAUGUCACCAACACUGUCCUCAAGGAAUUGACACAACCAGGUCCUCACUGAAUGCUCACACACAUUGAUGGUUUUUGGUGUUUCUUUUGUUUUAUGGCCUGCUUUAUGUAAUCCAGUGGUCUGUGCAAUAGUCUCUGUGUUAGCAACUUACUCCUGCCCAAAAUGCCAAAAAUGUCCAACAAACUCAGCCCUCAAAACUACAUGGCACAGGGGACCCCAGACACAAAAUCAUUUAUCAAACAAGCUUAUAGGCACUUAGGAUGCAGUCAGUAGCCUUGGGGAAUCCUAAAAUGGCCCACUAUGAAUCUUGCCCAUAAACUUACCAGGGUGGGGUAUUACUUUUGACAUUAAAAGUAUGCUGGGUGCCUUCCACCCAAAAUACUUUAAUGAUAAACACUAGACUAAUAAUAUCUGAAAUUGUUAGAGAACUUAGAGUAAAUAGUAAUUUAAAACUAUUUUCUUUUUUAAAUUCUCUUAUAUCAAGGAUUUCAAUAUUGCAGUUAUGAGUGGAUUAAUAUUUUUUGUGGCAUUUUGACUAUAGAUCUAUUUACUUUAAGCUGUUAUUCUGAGGGAAAUUAGUUUUUGUAAUAUUCAAAUUCAUACAUAUGUAAUGGUAAAGAUAAUUUCCCCAUCUCAAAAAGUUUUUUUUUUUUUUUUAAUAAUUCCUAUGCCAGUAUCAUGUGUCACUUCCUGUUGUACAGUAUGGUGAUAACUUGUGGUUACUGUGAAGCAUUGAUACCUUCCCUCUGUUGCACCAUCUGCUCAUAGUUUUGUACUGAAGUAGAUGAAGACUACACUCAGUUUCAUGUAAAAACCAAAAUAGCAUUUGAAACAUUGUAUCCCACUAAAAGUUUUGAGAAUAACAAUGUAUGAAAAUGUAUGCAAAUGAACUGUAAAGAUUCAUAGCAUCCUUGAUUUUAAGGAAGGAAUAUGCUUUGUGCCCUGUAUUUUAUGAUGAGAUAUUCUCCUCUGAACAAAUUAAGUGUUAAGUAAGUGUUAAUUAUGUACUGUAAUAUGGUGAUUGCUUAUUUUAAUCAGUAAACUAAGAAUGGAGAAUGAAAAAGUUAAAUUAGAUUCGUAGAUUUGGUAAAAUGACAUUUGAUUAAUAUUUUGAGAGUAGUAAGAGUAAAGCAUUGCUGUUAAAACUUGCAAUCCCAUUUAAAAAUGAAUAUUAUUUUAUAAUCUUCAGAUAGCCAAAUAAUUAUUCAUGCACCUGACAUUUUUUGGGUGUUUUUGUGUUUCUAUUGUUGAAAGUCUGAUAUGACUCAGUUGCAUAAACACAAACUAUGAUAUUUUCUCUAAUUUGUUUUAUUAUAUGCAUUCUCUCUUUAUACAUUAUGUUAUGUUUACUCUUCCAAAACAUUCCAGUGCACAGUAAUGUGCUCCUUUAAUAUAGCUUAGAUGAUACUGUAUUGUCUUCCAGUACUAUGUGAUGCUAGAACUCUUUUGUUUUAUAAAAGGGUUAAAACUUAAAAAAAAAUUCCUAAGGAUCAGUUCUUGCUGAAAGUAUUGAAGAUGAAACCUAAACUGAAUAAACCAUAACCACAAGUGUGAUUAAACCACCCUUCAUUCAACUGUGUAUAAAACUUGUGGCACAAAUUAUUUGGAUGAAUUUCUAAACUUCACUUGCUGUACAGGAAAUUUCUCUAUUUUUUACUACUAAACUGGAUUAUUAUAGUAAAGGUUAAUCUGUGAUUUCUUUAACACCAGCCAUUUCCCAACAAGGCAGGGUGACUCAGAAAGAAAAUGUACUAUAAAUUGAGUUAUAAAUACUCAGGUAACAUUAAUUUUUGUUUAUCUAAAACAAGUAAACAUGAUUUUUUUUGAGGCAUAGUUACCUCUAUCAGUCUUUGUUUACUGUUAAGGCUCAUGGCACUUAUGUUCAUGUUAGUAGUACAGUGAACCCCUGCUUAACGACUGCUCAUUGAACAUAAUUUCAAAUAACUGAAGAAAGCCUAGGACCAUCAUUCCCCCUGUCAACAAACUUACUUUUCUAUUGUAUUAAUUUGCAAUAAAAUUUCCUGCCUUUACUACCUCAUACCUACAUCAUCUGUUAAAAUGUGAAGAAACUGGGGAUAAUGUUUAUGGAUUUUUUGUAAUAUGCUGGCCAUGGUGA
Cherax quadricarinatus is the source of this 6522-nucleotide messenger RNA. The record is from RefSeq and is a predicted model, not a curated record. Lineage: Eukaryota; Metazoa; Arthropoda; Malacostraca; Decapoda; Parastacidae.